Messenger RNA from Sphaeroforma arctica JP610, 231 nucleotides. RefSeq lists its product as hypothetical. Gene Ontology annotation, cellular component: Golgi membrane. Lineage: Eukaryota; Ichthyosporea; Ichthyophonida. Gene Ontology annotation, biological process: pyrimidine nucleotide-sugar transmembrane transport. The transcript has a single exon. Gene Ontology annotation, molecular function: UDP-galactose transmembrane transporter activity. The record is from RefSeq and is a predicted model, not a curated record. The annotation marks the transcript as partial.
CGGAUGGCAAACUCUAUAUCGCCUCUACCGCCGUGGUUAUGGGAGAGUGUGUGAAGCUGUGUGUGUGCAUAGGCAUUAUUCUGGCUACGUUCAACUACAACAUAAAGGCCAGCAUUCAACACUUACGAGAGGAGAUCAUCAACAAGCCGACGGAAACGCUCAAGAUGAGUGUACCGGCAAUCCUGUACACACUCCAGGGCAAUCUCUUGUUUGUCGGCAUCUCUAAUCUGG